This is a messenger RNA of Arachis duranensis, 622 nucleotides long. RefSeq names its product light-regulated protein, chloroplastic. Gene Ontology annotation, cellular component: chloroplast. Bases 61 to 480 code for a protein of 139 amino acids. The record is from RefSeq and is a predicted model, not a curated record. Lineage: Eukaryota; Viridiplantae; Streptophyta; Magnoliopsida; Fabales; Fabaceae. The transcript is spliced from 3 exons.
AAUUUGAACCACGCUUACUCUGAUCACAAGUCACAAUACUAAAACAAAAGCAAAUUCAAAAUGCAGAGUGCUUUAACCUUUGCUUCCCCUGUUGUUAUGCCAUUGGCACCUUCAAAGAGUGUCUCCCAAGUAACCACCUUCCCUACCAAAUUAGCUUCCUCACUUUCUUCACCUCAUAGGGUUGCAGCCAAAGUUGCAACCGUUAACUAUGACACUUCAACAGUAGAUUACAGCUCUAUGUUCUCUGUGUUUCCGGCGGAAGCUUGCGAAACCGUCGGAGGGGACGCAUGUUUGGCAGAGAUGUAUCCUGAAGCGAGGGUUCAGCCGGAGGCUCGGAACGACAAACCUCAAGUUGCUUCAGAAAGUGUUGAUAGAGAGUAUCUUGAAUACAAUGAUCCCAAGACGGUCUUUCUUGGAGAAGCUUGUGAUGAACUCGGAGGAAUGUUCUGUGAGCACGAGUAUCAGAAGGGUGUCUACUAGGACAUAGAAAAACCCCUCUUUUUGCAAUGACUACUACAAAUCUACAAUGUGUUGUAUAUAUAUGAUAUGAUAUGUAGCAUUUAAUAAUAUAGAUCUCAAGUUUGCAAUUUUCGUUUUCGACCUAAAUGAUAGAAGCUUAGAA